Nicotiana tabacum (common tobacco) is the source of this 324-nucleotide messenger RNA. Lineage: Eukaryota; Viridiplantae; Streptophyta; Magnoliopsida; Solanales; Solanaceae. The record is from RefSeq and is a predicted model, not a curated record.
AUGAUAAGGUUAAUUCAAUCUGUUGUUCCUCACAUGGCAUCCAAGAAGAAAGGGAAAAUCGUAAAUGUUGGAAGUUGCAUUGCUUUGGAUCUGGGACCAUGGUCAGGUGCUUAUAGUGCAUCCAAAGUUGUACACUCAUUUACUGAUACCUUAAGAGUUGUCAAUAAAUCCUCUUAUGAAGUAGUUAUGUUGAACACAUUGUUGGCCAGGUUGCAACUUACAAGUCAUAUGGCUGAAGAUAGGAAGCCAAGGUCCAGAAAGCAGCAGGUCGGGUUAAGGAUUGAAGAAGUUGUACAGCAUCUUGAACACCAUAGCCCACUAUGA